Molecule: messenger RNA, 4377 nt
Organism: Fopius arisanus
Lineage: Eukaryota; Metazoa; Arthropoda; Insecta; Hymenoptera; Braconidae
Gene: Dis3l2
Product: Dis3 like 3'-5' exoribonuclease 2
Exons: 2
Coding region: 338-2974 (878 amino acids)
Biological process (GO): miRNA catabolic process; mRNA catabolic process
Cellular component (GO): P-body
Molecular function (GO): 3'-5'-RNA exonuclease activity; RNA binding
Source: RefSeq, a predicted model, not a curated record
AAUAUUUCGAAACCAUCUUUAAAUGAAUAAACAUAAUUGAUUGUUCAUUUGUUAAGUAUAGGGUAGAUUUAUUCCUAUUUUUAAAAUACUCCGCGUGUAUGUUUCGCUGAAUCAGCACCCUCUGUCUGUGAAACGGCACUGUGCACCUCAAAACGGGUUUUGAUAUCAGUAGAGGCUCUUUGGUUGUAAAUUCCAUCCAUUUAGUAUUUUGUUUUUAUAUAGAUCGAUGUUUAUAAUUUUUGUUUCGUCCUUGGGACCAUGCAUUAUUUUCUGUUCCGACCUACAGCAUUAAAGCGAAAGUGAUUCGUCAUUGAUCCAGACGUAAUAAUUUCCAGUAAUGGCUGAUGCAGAUCACGAAACGAAAAAGUCAUCUCGAAGAAGGAAACGUGGGUCAGGAAAGUACCGGAAGUUGGUGAAUGAGAUCAGCAGAUUAGUCCAAAAUGAGAUCCAAAAGUGUGGGAAACAAUGCAAAGGUGAGGAAUUAACGAAAAAUGAAUGUACUCCAAUCUUCAACCAGUCGGAGAAUCAAGAAACUGAAUUAAAAUGCCGGAUACGCCGGAGACGCCGGAGACGUCGGAGAGCAAAGAAGAUAGAGAUGGAAGAGUCGGCAACGAAGACUAAAACUUCACGCGACAGCAGCAAUGAUCAAUCACCCUGCAAUUCCAAUCCAAGCAAAUGCGUUACUGAUAUAUCGAUAUCAAAAGACAUCAAACGCAUCCUUAUCGAUAUUUCAAAGAUGGCAAUCACCAGGCUGGACCCGCGUGAUUCUCCACAGUCACUGCGAGGGAUCAACACUUGUUCAGAACUCAGUCCUCAGAACUUCGCAUUUCCCAAGUCAAUCAAGCGAGAGAGGAUGAGGGAGAUACUAACCGAAAAGUCCCAGGCCUCACAAAGGUACACAACAGGAGUCUUGAAAGUCAACAAUAAGAAUCCAAAAUAUUCUUACGUGUCCAGUGCAAACAAUGAUGAGGAUAUCCUAAUCCAUGGCUACUGCGACAGGAAUCGUGCAAUGGAGAAGGACGUUGUAGUGAUUCAGAUCCAUCCCGAGGACAAGUGGAUACACACAGCUGAUGGCACAGUCCAGAAAACUGCCUUUAUCGUAUCCAUUCUCGAGAAAGUCCACCCCAGGACGGCAAUUGGUAUUCUAGUUUAUCAGAAAGAAGUCCUGAAGUUUCAUCCAAGAGAUCCCAAGUUCCCAGUCAUGACGAUCGAUCCACAAACACUCCCAGAUAAAUUCAAGGAAAUGAGUAAUAUAAAGAAAACACUAUUCAUUGCGAAAAUGCUCAACUGGUCGACGCCGUCUCAGUGUUCAGGAAAAAUUUUGGAAAAAAUCGGGGACGCUGGAGAUCUGGAGGCAGAGACUCAGGCAAUACUCCUUGAGAAUGGCUUAGACGUAACUCCGUACGAUGAGGCACUGUACAAGGACUUUCCAGGCCCGGAUUAUGUUUUUCAAGAGACUGAUCUACAUGGAAGGGAGGAUUGGAGGGCGAAUUGCGUAUUCACGAUUGAUCCAGCUACUGCUGUCGAUCUAGAUGAUGCUGUGUCAUGUAGAAAACUUGACAAUGGAAAUUUCCAAGUUGGUGUUCAUAUUGCUGAUGUUACCUAUUUUCUGGAAGCUUCUUCGCCACUUGAUAAAAUGGUGUCAAAACGAGCCACCACAAUCUACCUUGCCAAUACUGCCUACCACAUGCUGCCAAAACCCCUUUGUCAACUGUGUUCUCUUCUACCUGGAAAAAACCGCCUAACAUUCUCGGUAAUCUGGGAGUUGACACCCACUGGUGACGUAGUGAAUCAUCGUUUUACACGCAGUAUCAUCAACUCCUGCUUUCAAAUGUCGUACCAGCAGGCCCAAAGGAUGAUAGACAAGCCAGACCUAGACUGGUCAGAAGUCGAUCUUCCUAACAUACAAAAUGGUUUCACGGCAUCUGACAUCUCCCAAGCAGUCAACGACUUGUUCUCCAUCGCAAACUCACUGAGAUCAGGACGAUUCGAGGGUGGAGCGUUAAAGAUUGACCAACCAAAAGUCCAGAUUAUUUUAGACGAGGCAACGAGGCUACCAAUAUCUUACUGCCUCGAGGAACGACUCGAAAGUAAUAAUCUCAUAGAAGAAUUUAUGCUCCUUGCCAACAUGACAGUGGCCAAUCACCUCCACAAGAAAUUCCCAAAAACUGCCCUCCUUCGUCAUCAUAAUCCCCCUAAAUUGCACACUCUAUCCAAGACUUUGCACCCUCUAAAAAAUUUAGGGGUUCACCUGGAUACAGCGUCCGCUGGAACACUCCAUACGAGUAUAUCAAAGUGCGAACAGGCAAUUGAGAAAGGACAGGCAUAUACUGAAGAGGAGUUUGUUGCCAAUUGUAGGAUGAUGGUGAUAAACUCGCUGUGUGCUCAAUCAAUGGUAAGAGCUAAUUAUAUUUGUUCUGGAACUGUGAAGACAAAAUCUCGCCUGAGGCAUUACGCCUUGAAUGUUCCUCUCUACACGCAUUUCACGUCUCCAAUCAGGAGAUACGCUGAUUGCAUUGUCCACAGAUUGCUAGCCUUUGAUCUCGAAAACACUCCAUUGCCGAAAGACUGGAGCUCUGAAUUAUGCGCUAAUCUAGCGAAGAAUUGUAACAAAAUGAAGGACAGUGCCAAAUCUGCUCAAGAGAAGAGUAAUGAAAUUUAUUUCAUUAAGUUAAUCGCUCACACUGGAGCGACUGGACAGCUCGCCAUUGUUAUGACUGUUAGACAGCACAAUCUUGAUAUUAUUCUGUGCCAUGUAGGGCUGACACUUAAAGUUGAGCUGUCUGAGACUCAAAAUUAUGCAACUGUUGAGUAUACUAAUGAUGAUUCUGUUGGCACUGUUAAAAUUCUCUGGAAGGAGCCAGAAGUGACACAAGUCAUCAAUGUAUUUACCAUCCUCAAUGUUAGAGUGAGGAAGCAUCCAAAAGUUUAUGGAAUACAGGCGACUCUCAUACCUCCAGAAAUCAAUUACUGAUUUUUUUCGUUCAAUGCUUAGAUUCUGUCCAUUUUUGAGAGAUAUUUAUUUGUUGGAUUUUUCGCAAUAUUCAGGAAGGUUUCCGUUGAAAAUGUUUUGGAGCUGACAAUUGUAAUAUUCCGUAAUCAAAUUUAUUUUUUGUAUCAUUGUGCAGAGAAAGCAUCUAUGAAUUAGCAGACAAACAAAAAGAUUGUUGAUGAGAAUGAUGACCUCUAUAUUAUGUGAAUAAAUAUAUCAAUCAUGAAAAUAAAGAGAAUUUGAUUCCAUUACAUUUUUUUAUUAUUGAUAACUAAAAUAAAUUUACACGUUUUUCUUUCAUACAUGCAUCUCUGGUCUUCAAAUACAAGGGAACAUUCUUUGAAAAUUAAUGAGAGAAAGAAGUAAUAAUAAAAAUACUGGUUCCAUUUAUUUCGCUUUGAUUAUUAUAUUAUUUUGAAUUCAUUUCUUCUAUUUACACGAGGGACUAUCCAUUUCUACAUAAAUCGUGUACCUAUGGUACAAUUUCAUGCGAAAUUAUUUGUUUCUGUAUAAACGAAAGAGAAGAAAAUCAGGUCAUUUAAGGAAAAUUUUAUAUAUUUUAUUUCUACUAACUUUACUCAAAAUUUCCAUUUCUGUUUUUUUUGCCCCCUUAACUAGCAAAUAUAGAUAAAAUUCUUACCAUAAAUUUUGAGUACUUCUUUGUUGUUUACGAUAAAUAAAUUCCCAUAAAAUUAUUCUGGGAUAACCGGGCUAACUAUGAUUUACAAUUACCUCGGCUCUAGUUAACUGGUUUACACAGCUUACAUCAUUCAGGAGGAACAAGUGAGAAUAUUUGAUUUUCAAGAUCAUCCUAAGAGUGGAAGUUUUUCCCAAGUUUAUUUUUUCUAAGUAAUCAGGGAGUAGAUCGAGCAUAUGCAGUCCAAUUAUCAUACCAAUUACCUUUAUCAUAAAUUUAUUACAAAAAAUUGCAGUUGUGCGAUAAAAAUCAAAUCAAAUCCUCCCACAUACCGGCAUUUUUUCAAUCUCAAAACUUUUUUAAUUCGAAUCCAUUUUUGUAAUAUUAUGCAAAAUAAUAAGAAAGCAAAAUUGGAAAACGAAAACAGUCUUUCUGAUUUAUUCAGCAUCAUCUACAUAAAUAUAUUAGUUCUAUUAAAAAUUGAAAUGGUCAACGUAAAGUUAUGAAAUCCCCUUCGAUAUUUUCUUCUGGAUUUUCACACGUGACAAAAUAAGAAUGUACACGAAGUUAAACCUAACUCCUCUAGCUCCAUCCCUUUACAAUUUCCUUCUGACAUGUUCUCGAAGGAAAUACUCUAUAUCGAUAUUAAAAAAAAAAAGGGUUUUCUGUCAUUAUUUUAAAUUUGAUCGUUUCCCCUGGAAUCCUCGCACCAGAAAAAUUCAUACUUGACAUUCAUGUUUUUUCCUUU